AUGUCAGAAGAUUCCAGCGAUGCACUGGACGAUCAGCAUGUUGAGGCGAUGUUGCUAGGCACGAGCCCGCCUGCUGUGCCUCCUCCCUCUACGACGCCGGUGUGUCGUAUCUGUUUGGACCAUGUGGUAGCGCCUGGCGACCGACUUGUAAGUCCAUGCAAGUGCAAAGGAACUAUGAAGUAUGUCCACGCAUCGUGCUUGAAUCAGUGGCGCCGACAAUCACGUCGCUCGACCUCUGCCAUGGCGUGUGACCAGUGUGGGACGACGUACCAUUUGCGUCUUCCCCGCCACAUUCGGAUCUUGUUGUGGAAGCCUAUGCGUAUCGCGCUCGUUGGCAUUUUCUUUGUUUUGACUGUGCUGUCGAUUGGAUGGGUCAGUGACUUUUUCUUCCAACGGCACAGUCCGAAGCUCUUUGAAGGGCCGCAUCCGUUUCACUUGCAAUCUGUCUCGUUUGUGCCGUCCAAGGAGAUGCCCUGGAUCGCGACGUCCAUGGAUACCCAAAACUCGAUACCGCCUAUAUGGCUCGAGAUGCUGGGCCUCGCGGGGGAUGACGAUGAAGACGAGGCUGAGGAGGAGGCGAUCGAUUCGUAUUCGUACCGCCUGGGUGUGUUCCAGCCUGUGCUGCUCGUGCAAGUCGUGCAAGGUGUGACGCAGCGGUUUGUUGAAAUGAUCUGUGGGCGUUCUUUGGCGGCCCCAGCGGCGUACGAUAUGGGCACCAAAUUCCCGUCGUUGGUCCAGCGAAUUCUAUCGAUUGAGCACGUCGACUCGCUCCCCUCGGAGGUGUCUUCCUAUGCCAUGCCACUGACAUGGUCUGAGCAUAUGCUGUGGAUCACGACGCUAGGGCUCGCGGUGCUGGCCAUGUCGAUGAAUUUCCAUUCGCUGAUCUUGAUCUCUUCCAUCGGCGCGUUUUAUGUUGGGACGCCGUUUUCGGUGGUGGUCGUCGUGCGUGGUCCGUCUGUGUCCGACAACGAAGCGGUUGUGUUAUGGGAAGGCGCCAACUUUGCGAGCAUUGCCCUACUGGGCCUAAGUCUCUGGGGACUGACACGCACUGUCUCGUCCAUGUGGCGCGCGUUGGCGUUUGUGGCGCAUUGGGCUUUGAUGCACACGGACCAUGUUGUGGAAGGGUAUGCAGCGGACCGGCCCUCCGACGACCCACCAGGCCUGCCUGCGCCGCUGCCUGGGCCUAGGCCUGCGUCGUGGUGGCGCUGGCUCGUGGAUCGCGUCGUGCGGGGGCAUGCUGCGUACCAACUCGACGAUCCACGGUGGGCAUGGAUGCUAGCUCACGCAGGUGACUAA
Molecule: messenger RNA, 1296 nt
Organism: Malassezia pachydermatis
Lineage: Eukaryota; Fungi; Basidiomycota; Malasseziomycetes; Malasseziales; Malasseziaceae
Product: alkyl hydroperoxide reductase
Exons: 1
Coding region: 1-1296 (431 amino acids)
Molecular function (GO): zinc ion binding
Source: RefSeq, a predicted model, not a curated record